AUGGCUUUCAAAGAAUUGAGCGGUACCCCUUUCUCUAUUUUCCAUAUUCUGAGACAGAAAUCUCAGCUGGCGCUGAGAAAUCAGCAAUUUAGUCAGCAAGCUGCAGAUUUGGACUUGUCACAAAAAUAUCACAGAACGAGCAUUGCUACCAAACAAUCUGAGCCUUAUGUUCAGGAUAUUGACUGUCUAUCACUGGUAUCUGACAGUAGAGAUUCGAGAUUGACUCGUUAUAUAUCACAAUCUCCAAACUUCUUUACGAAUAACAAAGAAGACACAAACCAAAAAGACAUUAAAGUGAUCAAAACAGAAGAGGAUCACAGUCAUGAAUCAGAUUCCAAAUCCACUGAUCUUCCGAUGUCGUUGUCUCAGAAAAAAGAUUCGGCACUAGAUGACGAGUUGUCAUCAGAAGACAAUGAAAUUUUGGAAAACUAUGAAUUGAAUGAUUUUACAAUGCCAUUAUAUCCCCACAGUCAUCCUCUAAAACAAACUGGAUUUCCAAUUCAUAAAACAGAUAAAAGAAACGACAUCAGAUUCCAAAGAUACAAAUUUGACUACAAACCAAACUUGAAAUUUUCCGAAUCUGACACUGAACAACAAGAUGGAGGUGAUUCCGUUACGACCACUACUCUGGAAGACUCGGGACUGACUGCCUCAUCCCGGCCGAGCGACAACGGCGACUGCUUCGGCGGCCAGUCAUCGGCGACGAAACCGGUGCGGAAGAAGCGAUCUCGCGCAGCUUUUUCUCAUGCUCAAGUCUAUGAACUAGAGCGAAGAUUUAGCCAUCAGCGGUACCUGUCAGGGGCAGAACGAGCAGACCUUGCGCAGGCACUCAAGCUCACAGAAACUCAAGUAAAAAUUUGGUUCCAGAAUCGUCGCUACAAGACGAAAAGACGCCAGCUACAGCAAGAGCUUGGCAAUGGUCUUUCUCCACCUCGCCGAGUCGCUGUGAAAGUCCUGGUGAAAGACGAUCAAGUGAUAUGCGGUCCAGAUGAUCCAGGAAAUCGCGCUCCCAUGAUUUACCCUUCAUUUCCUAUUCCGGGCUUUGCUUUCAGUUAUCUCUACUCCCCUUGGCUCUUCGGGUGUGGUCAGGGAGCUUUCCCACAUCCUCCUCCUCCACAUAUAUAA
Molecule: messenger RNA, 1125 nt
Organism: Uloborus diversus
Lineage: Eukaryota; Metazoa; Arthropoda; Arachnida; Araneae; Uloboridae
Product: homeobox protein slou-like
Exons: 3
Coding region: 1-1125 (374 amino acids)
Biological process (GO): regulation of transcription by RNA polymerase II; cell differentiation
Cellular component (GO): nucleus
Molecular function (GO): DNA-binding transcription factor activity, RNA polymerase II-specific; RNA polymerase II cis-regulatory region sequence-specific DNA binding
Source: RefSeq, a predicted model, not a curated record